AACAGCCAGAGAUGGUUAAAAAGCAACAUAGUAGUAGUAGCAAGGCUGAAGUUUGCCCAUGGGAAGUACAGGAGCCCAAAGAGGUAAAAAAACAGGAUAGUAGGGCUGAAUUAUGUCCAUGGGAAAGUGAAGAACAACAAGUUUUCAAGAAACAAGAUAAAAGCAGUAGUGCUAGGGUUGAUGUAUGUCCUUGGGAGAGUGAAGAACCAAAAGUUAUCAAAAAGCAAGAAAGUUUUAGUCGUAGCAAAACUGAUGUUUGUCCAUGGGAAGUACAGGAGCCCAAAGAGGUUAAAAAGCAAGCAAGUGUUACCAGUAGCAAGGCUGAGGUUUGUCCUUGGGAAGUACAGGAGGUCAAGGAGGUCAAAAAACAAGAUAGUAGGGCUGAAGCAUGCCCAUGGGAAAGUGAAGAACCCAAAGUAGUCAAAAAGCAGGACAGUAGAGCCGAUGUAUGCCCUUGGGAGGUAGGGGAAUCGGAAGGUAUCAAAAAACAAGACAGUGGUAGUCGGGCAGAUGUUUGUCCAUGGGAAAGUGAGGAACCAAAAGAACUUAAAAAACAAGAAAGUAGUAGUAGCACUAGGGGCGAAGUUUGUCCUUGGGAAAUACAAGAUUCUAAAGUGAAAAAGCAAGAUAGUGCUGGACGCGUAGAUGUGUGUCCAUGGGAGAUGGAAGAACAAAUUCUAACUCAACCAGGACAGGAAAGCAGUGGUGGAGAGGUGCGUUCAAGAGCCCAUUCAGUAACCUCUCGAACCCUAUCUGUGAGCGAAUCUCCCAAAAUUCAUGCAAGAAGUAGCAUAGGGGAGGCUUCAUCAGAACAUGGAGAAGAAGGAGAAGAGGGGAAGGCGAAUCUCGCUUUGGGACGUAGAGAUGCUCUUUGCCCCUGGGACAUGAGCAGGAGCAGGUCCGGAUCUUUCACGGACAACACGUCAGAUGUCUUUACAUGGGAGCCAGAGAAUAUACCCGAAGAGGAAGAGGAGGAAGAUGGAGAUGCAGAGUCAGCAGCAGAGGCACUCGUGUUCCCGCCUGAUUUGUGA
Periophthalmus magnuspinnatus is the source of this 1031-nucleotide messenger RNA. RefSeq names its product probable G-protein coupled receptor 179. The coding region runs from base 12 to 1031 and encodes 339 amino acids. The record is from RefSeq and is a predicted model, not a curated record. Lineage: Eukaryota; Metazoa; Chordata; Actinopteri; Gobiiformes; Gobiidae. The transcript has 2 exons.